AUGGAUAAGGCAGUUACGGACGAUAACAACGGAGGGGUGAGCGAUACGGACGCUCAGAAUCACCUGGAGGUCGUGUUCUAUCCCGACUCCAAUCACCGUCGCAAGUCCUCCCUUGUUACGAUGGACAAGCCGAGAGUCCAACCUCACCCAUCAUCCCAUGAUGACCAGUUGACCGCCUGCUACGUCCAUUCCCUCAUUGCGAGCGAGUGGACCUCACCUCAACACCACCUGAAGCCCACAGGAGACACAGAUGUGAUACGGACAUUGGAUGAGGAUGAGACUAAACCCGUGGCAAAUACCAAAGGCAUCCAACCAGAUGAAUUGGUCUCGGUGGUCGACGAUAGCAACAAACCGCUACCCACAGUCAUUGAAUCCCGGCAUCUUACGAAGAGACAGCUCUCGGAUAUGGCCUGGAAUGUGCGCAAGCUAUCCAAGAAGCUGGGAAGCAUCAAGCUCAAGCUCACCGUGAAGAAUAUCUUCAUUGUAAGCAAGGCGCAGGACGAGUCGCUGGUAAGCCUGACCCGAAAGGUUACAAGGUGGCUACUCUCCAAGGACCGGGACUAUAAGUACGUGGUCUACGUCGAGCGACGGCUCGAGGCGCAUGCGGAUUUCGGUGCGUUGCAACUGAUACAAGACGAGCCCUCCGCCGAGGGCCGGCUCAAGUACUGGGAUACCAGGAUUGCGCAAGAACAACCGCAUUUAUUCGAUUUUGUGAUCACGCUCGGCGGAGACGGAACCGUUCUCUACACGAGCUGGCUGUUCCAGCGCAUAGUGCCGCCCGUACUCUCCUUUGCGCUGGGCUCACUGGGAUUCUUGACCAAUUUCGACUUUGCGGAUUACCAGAAUAGCCUCGAUAAUGCUUUCCGGGAUGGCGUUUUCGUCAGUCUACGGUUACGGUUCGAAUGCACCAUCAUGCGCAGCAAAGCGCGGAUAAGAGAUCCGCAGGCGCACUCUCUACCGGAGCGUGACCUAGUAGAGGAACUGAUCGGAGAGGAAGGGGAGGACACAUUAACGCACACCCCAGAUCAUGUCUAUGAGAUUCUCAACGAUGUAGUCCUCGACCGGGGGCCAAACCCAACCAUGUCUCAAAUCGAACUCUUCGGGGACGACGAGCAUUUCACCACCCUCCUUGCUGACGGAAUUUGCAUUGCUACCCCAACCGGAUCGACUGCUUACAAUCUUGCCGCUGGCGGCUCUCUUUCGCACCCCGAGAACCCCGUCAUCCUUGUCACCGCCAUCUGCGCCCACACGCUAUCCUUCCGACCGAUUAUUCUACCAGACACCAUUGUCUUGCGCAUGGGUGUGCCGUACGAUGCGCGCACGAGCUCAUGGGCUAGCUUUGAUGGACGAGAGAGAGUCGAGUUACAUCCUGGUGACUAUGUUACCGUGUCAGCCUCGAGAUAUCCCUUUGCCAAUGUAUUGCCUCCUGGUGGACAGGGUGAAGGCUGGGUGCACAGCAUUUCCAAGACUUUGAAUUGGAAUUCGCGACAAAAGCAGAAGAGCUUCAAGUAG
Penicillium concentricum is the source of this 1512-nucleotide messenger RNA. Its product is annotated as putative NAD+ kinase. The coding region runs from base 1 to 1512 and encodes 503 amino acids. The record is from RefSeq and is a predicted model, not a curated record. The transcript has 5 exons. Gene Ontology annotation, biological process: NAD+ metabolic process; NADP+ biosynthetic process. Gene Ontology annotation, molecular function: NAD+ kinase activity. NCBI's taxonomy places the organism in Eukaryota, Fungi, Ascomycota, Eurotiomycetes, Eurotiales, Aspergillaceae.